This is a messenger RNA of Colletotrichum orchidophilum, 1077 nucleotides long. Its product is annotated as aldo-keto reductase. The record is from RefSeq and is a predicted model, not a curated record. Lineage: Eukaryota; Fungi; Ascomycota; Sordariomycetes; Glomerellales; Glomerellaceae. The transcript has a single exon. Bases 1 to 1077 code for a protein of 358 amino acids.
AUGUCUGCACCACCUGUUCCUGCCUCUCUUCAAAAGAGCCUCGACGCCACCAAGGUUGAAUACGUAAACCUGGGAGCCUCUGGUCUCAGGGUGUCCGUUCCAAUCCUGGGCGGCAUGUCUCUCGGGUCAAGCGAAUGGGCGCCGUGGGUACUGGACGAGGAAGCAUCGCUCGAGAUCCUCAAGGCCGCCUACGACCGCGGCAUCAACACAUGGGAUACCGCAAACAUGUACUCCAACGGUGUCAGCGAGGAGGUCAUCGGCAAGGCCAUCAAAAAGUUCGAAAUCCCCCGCGAAAAGCUCGUUCUCAUGACCAAGUGUUUUAUACACGUGGGCGAGGAGACCAGUUUCCACGCCACCAUGUUUCCUCAGCAAGUUCGCCAGAGCAAAGACUACAUCAACCAAGGCGGUCUCUCCCGGAAGACCAUUUUCAAAGCUGUCGACGACGCCCUAGCCCGACUGGGGACGACCUACAUUGAUCUUUUCCAAAUCCACCGCUUCGACCCGACGACACCCAUCGAGGAGACCAUGAAGGCACUCCACGACCUUGUGCAAUCCGGAAAGAUCCACUACAUUGGCGCUAGCUCCAUGUGGGCAACCCAGUUCGCGCGGAUGCAGUUCGUCGCUGAGAAGAAUGGCUGGACUAAGUUCGUCAGCAUGCAGAACUUUUACAACCUCGUCUACCGUGAGGAAGAGCGGGAGAUGAACCGAUUCUGCAAGGACACGGGCGUCGGCCUUAUUCCCUGGUCACCUCUUUAUGGCGGAAAGCUGGCGCGGUCUGUCAAGGCCGAAAACACCAGCAUUCGAUCUCAGGGCAAGGGUCCAAUGAACCCUGAUCUCACCGAGUCAGACGAAAACAUCAUUUGCAGAGUCGAAGAGUUGGCGGAGAAGAAGGGAUGGAGCAUGAGCCAUGUCGCGCUGGCGUGGAUUAGGUACAAGGGCGGAGUUGCCAUCACCGGCUUCAACUCUGUCAAGAGAAUCGAUGAAGCGUGCGAGCUGCGUGGUAAGACUCUAACGGAUGACGAAGUCAAGUACCUGGAGGAGCCUUAUGUUGCCAAGAAUAUUAUUGGCCACAAUUAG